Diatraea saccharalis (sugarcane borer) is the source of this 1674-nucleotide messenger RNA. The record is from the annotation of a GenBank genome assembly. Lineage: Eukaryota; Metazoa; Arthropoda; Insecta; Lepidoptera; Crambidae.
AUCAAAUUAAAGCCAGUCAACGACCAGAAUGAUCUGCAGCAUAGAAGAGUUUUAUUUAUUGAAAAUGCCUUGUGCAAAGGGGUGUUUGCGGAAUUCGAAUCGCGGUAAAAUUAUGUCUGCUAAUCAAGAAGAAGUUUUACCUGAAGGUUGGGAAGUUCGCAAAAGUAGGAGUACAGGCAUGACCUAUUAUUUGAACAAGCAUACUAAAAAAUCGCAGUGGGAAAAGCCAGAAGGACCUGCACCGCUAGUUGAUGAAGAUGAAGAUGACAGUAGUGCCCCGAAGCAAGUGCAAUGCAGUCACAUUCUGGUAAAGCAUGCUGGUAGCCGGCGUCCGUCAUCAUGGCGUGAAGAAGUAAUAACGCGCAGCAAAGAAGAAGCACUGGAUAUUCUGAAAGAUUAUCGCGAAAAAAUUGUUAACAAAGAAGCUACUUUUGAAGAACUGGCCAGUUUAUAUUCUGAUUGCUCGUCCGCUAAACGUGAUGGAGAUCUCGGAUUCUUCAAGAGGGGUCAGAUGCAGAAGCCUUUUGAAGAUGUAGCGUUCAGUAUGAAGGUAGGCCAGCUCAGCCAACCAGUAGAAACUCAGUCAGGCGUUCAUAUCAUACUCAGAACAGCUUAAAAGGCAUAAUAUAUCCCAUAAUGACUUAGAAAUAUACGAUAUAAUUUUUUCGAAAUGUACUUAUAUUACAUAAUACGAUAAUAACAGAAAAUGUUUAAAGAAUACUGAAAGAAAAUUGUUUUGUAUAGAGAUGGACUAUGCAUUUCGGACGAUUGAAUAACCUUUAAGUAAUAGCCCUGUGUUAGGCAAUUUAUCACUCACUCAACUCCAAUUUUAUGGCUCAAGACAACCUAUUUGUACUACACGUACGAAUUAACAUGAUACCUGACGUCCUAUUCUAUUUCUCCGAAAACGAAAUUUCAUCAAUUUUCGAAAUGCUAAAUAUAACUCCAAAUAAAACACAAUUUCCGAGAAUUUAUAAUGGAAUAAAGGUAGGACCUGGCACUUACUCUGAUGCACAGAUAAUCUUCACAGAUAUGGUUUUAUCAAAAUUAUAAUGGUUUGUAAUUUUCCGAAUUUUCGUUAGAGGACAAAUAGUAUAAGGUAUCAGGUAUCAGGUACGGAUGUUCGUACGAGUACUAUUACACGCGGAAGGGCUACAUAAACACAAUCUGGAGUAUUACCAACUUACCAACACAUAGCACCACCGGGACUCGAAACUUGUGUAGUACUAGCGACAUCUGGUUUGACUUUGUGAACUACUUUUUUAAACGCUUCCUUAUAAAAGUAUAAUACUGAAUUUACUGAUUUAGAUAUUGCAUUGCAUUCAAUAAGAAAAUUGAGUAAAAGACUGAAAGUCCUAACUCUAAUAAUAUUUUUUGAUAUUGAAAUAUUUUGUUAUACUUUUUUUUAUUACAUAUCUUUGUACAUAUGGGUUACAUAUGUUUCUUCAAUUUAAUGUUUUUAAUUAAUUUAUGAAUAGUUAUUAUAAUUUAAAAUAAGUGCAUAAAUGUAUCACAAACGAAUAAUGUUUUAUUACUGAAAUACUUGGAACCUCUAUAUACUUGCUUUUUUUUAUAAUUACAUUGUCUGGUAUUAUGAAUUCUAUCUCGAAAAUAAAUGUAAUGUCUAAAUAAUGGUUCCAUAUUGUUUAUGUCCCUAAUAAAUUAAAAUACACG